CAACGUGUAAAGAAAGAAAAUCUUCUCAUAUCCACAAUUAUACCUGGUUCUAAAGGACCAAAAGAUCUAAAUUCUUUUUUAUCUCCUGCUGUUGCAGAAUUGUGCCGAUUAGAGGAAGGUGUAGAAUGCCCUAGUAUUAAGUAUAAUGGUACAUUUGUACUCCAUAGAUGUGUGCUUUCUUGGUCUGGUGAUAUACCAGCACUUACCAAAUUAAUGGGCCUAACAGGUUAUAAUUCAUAUAAAGGAUGUCGUUAUUGUAAUAUAAAGGAUAUUUAUUCUUCACAUGUAUAUUACCCUACAAAACCACCCAGAGAUCAAGAAGGUGAAACUUAUGACCCAGAAAAUCUACCGCUCAGGUCCCAUAAAAAGUACAAAAGUCAAAUACAAAAAAUUCAAAAUACACAAACAACAUUAGAACAAAAUCAAGCAGUUAGAC
This is a messenger RNA of Racocetra persica, 436 nucleotides long. NCBI's taxonomy places the organism in Eukaryota, Fungi, Glomeromycota, Glomeromycetes, Diversisporales, Gigasporaceae. The record is from the annotation of a GenBank genome assembly.